GUUCGAUCGAUGCAGUGGAAUUCGCCGUCUCUUCCUAAUUUUGUUCCUCUAUCGUUUCAGCUCGCCGGCUCGCCCCCAAGCGUUCCCUUUCGCGUCCUCGUCUUCUUCUAAGGUCGCCCCUUUUUGUCGCUCUCGAUCUCUGUGCUGUCGAUCGCUUCGGGCCCUGGUGAUCUUUCGAGAAGUUCUGCGUGAUCGGUUAGCCUCGGAUUCAAGCGGGCCCUUUUAGUCGUUGAGAUGGUGGGAGAUUCGGCGUUUUCGGCGUUUUGAGAAUCAACAACAAAUCGGGGAUCAGAUGGCGAGUGCUAGGCGAGGUGAAGCAGAUCCAUCUUUUGAUAUUGAACAAUUACUUGUGGAAGCACAACAUCGAUGGCUACGCCCUGCUGAAAUUUGUGAAAUACUUCAAAACCAUGGGCAAUUUCGUAUUGCACCAGAACCUCCAAAUAAACCUCCAAGUGGAUCCCUAUUUUUAUUUGAUCGAAAAGUGUUAAGGUACUUCAGGAAGGAUGGUCAUAACUGGAGAAAGAAAAAGGAUGAAAAGACUGUUAAAGAAGCUCAUGAGAGACUAAAAGUUGGAAGCGUUGAUAUGCUUCAUUGCUAUUAUGCUCAUGGUGAAGAGAACAAAAAAUUUCAAAGACGAAGUUAUUGGAUGUUGAAAGAUAAUCUCAUGCACAUUGUUCUCGUCCACUACCGUGAAAUCAAGGAUAAACCAAGUCUCAGCCAUACAACAAGCCUCGGCCAUGCAAGAGAUGCCGAAGAAGUGAUACACAAUUCUGCAACUUCCGACUCAACUAUAAGCCAGACGCAGCCUCUUUCACAAACCAUAGUUUGUGAUAGCCCCAGCAGCACCUCCCACACAUCAGAAUAUGAAGAUGCUGAAUCAGCAUAUCCAAAUUAUAAUUUGACGCGGCAAAUAAUUGUCAAACAAGUUCCAGAUACGACACUUUCACUGAGAUGUGGCGACAUGAUGAUUGACGAAUGAUGGUGUCGACAUUUUGAGCCCUUACAUUCCCUUCCAACGUUGC
Molecule: messenger RNA, 1022 nt
Organism: Zingiber officinale
Lineage: Eukaryota; Viridiplantae; Streptophyta; Magnoliopsida; Zingiberales; Zingiberaceae
Product: calmodulin-binding transcription activator 2-like
Exons: 7
Coding region: 293-979 (228 amino acids)
Biological process (GO): regulation of transcription by RNA polymerase II
Cellular component (GO): nucleus
Molecular function (GO): double-stranded DNA binding; transcription coregulator activity
Source: RefSeq, a predicted model, not a curated record